GGCGCAUUGGCAGAGGAAGGAGAUGGGCGUGCAUAUCAUCCUACACUGAUCUCAUCCUGUCCUGUUAAAAUCCCGAUUUAUCCCAACAUUCUUGAAAGUAUUUUUCAUCUCGGUCACAAUAUAAAGGUGUCACAACUCAAGCCCUUCCAUUUUUACCAUUUGACAAUAUCCUGUGAUUUAGUAUAAUGUCUCACCAAACUGGCAUUAAAGCCAACAACGAAUUAAAAGAGUUUUUCGGCCGUUGCCGCGAUGGUAGUAUUCGUGCAUUAAAAAUCUCGAUAUGUGACGAGCAGCUAGCCCUUGCGACAAGCGUUAAAGAUAAACGUAGCUAUACAUGGGAUAAAUGCUUUGAUCAAGUUGUCGGGUCCUUAGUCGAAGAAAAUCAACCCUGUUACAUUCUGUAUAGGUUAGACACGAAAAGCGACUUGGGGUACGAGUGGCUGUUUAUUAGUUGGUCACCAGAUACCGCUCCAGUUCGUGAAAAAAUGCUGUACGCCUCUACCAAAGCUACCUUGAAACAGGAAUUUGGCAACGCACAAAUUAAGGAAGAAAUACGAGGAUCGAUAAUGUCGGAAGUUACAUUGGACGGUUACUAUAAAUUUAAAAAAGCAGCAGUAGCACCCGCACCCUUGUCAUCACGAGAAGAGGAAAUACAAGAAAUGAAACGAAACGAGGUGCACACCGAUUAUAGUAUUACAUCCAAGCAGCAGACCUUAGGAGGUGUUACAUUUCCGAUUACAUCCGAAGCGGAGGCGGCCAUUUUAGAUAUGGCCCGCAAUAGUUACAAUUAUCUACAGUUUAGGAUAGAUGUCGAAGAAGAAAAAAUUCAUCUGGUAACUUCGGAGAAUGUAAAUGUCGACAAGUUAGCCUCAAAGCUACCGAAAGAUUCCCCCAGGUACCUUUUGUACAACUUUAAGCAUACGCACGAAGGUGAUUACAUGGAAAGUAUAGUAUUUAUAUAUUACAUGCCCGGAUAUAGUUGCUCAAUUAAGGAAAGGAUGUUGUAUUCCAGCUGUAGCAAUCCCUUUACUGCUACUAUCGGUAGCCUAGGCGUAGAAAUAGCAAAAAAAAUUGAAAUUGACACGGAUUCGGAAUUAACAGAGAAGAACUUAUACGAAGAGGUUCACCCUACAAAAAAUUUACAUCGUCCUAUUUUUGCUAAACCUAAGGGACCCCCGGGACGUGGUCCGAAGCGUAUGAUCAAGAGUCAAAAUAGUUAAUUCAUUCACUUUAUACCUAGUGCUUUAUUUUUGUAUUGGGUUCUUAUUUAUUAUGUAUGUUUUGUUACUUUUUGCUCUUAUGGAAUAUAUUCUUGCCUAUGU
Messenger RNA from Photinus pyralis (common eastern firefly), 1322 nucleotides. It is a transcript of the gene twf, whose product is annotated as twinfilin. Bases 186 to 1220 code for a protein of 344 amino acids. Lineage: Eukaryota; Metazoa; Arthropoda; Insecta; Coleoptera; Lampyridae. The transcript has 6 exons. Gene Ontology annotation, biological process: actin filament depolymerization; regulation of lamellipodium assembly; positive regulation of neuron projection development. Gene Ontology annotation, cellular component: myofibril; cytoplasm; actin filament. The record is from RefSeq and is a predicted model, not a curated record. Gene Ontology annotation, molecular function: actin monomer binding; actin filament binding.